This is a messenger RNA of Loa loa (African eye worm), 1088 nucleotides long. RefSeq lists its product as hypothetical. Gene Ontology annotation, cellular component: cytosolic [4Fe-4S] assembly targeting complex. The record is from RefSeq and is a predicted model, not a curated record. Bases 36 to 1088 code for a protein of 350 amino acids. The transcript is spliced from 8 exons. Lineage: Eukaryota; Metazoa; Nematoda; Chromadorea; Rhabditida; Onchocercidae. Gene Ontology annotation, biological process: iron-sulfur cluster assembly.
AGUGACUGUUGAAAGGUUUUUUGCAUAUUUUCAAGAUGAACGAGGAAAAAGAAACGAUGGUAGAAGUUGAUGACGACUUAUCUUUUGUUAAUCAAUGGGUGGAUAAAUUAUCCCAUGGGAAAUCUUUUACCUUAUUCGUCGAGUCAUUUCGACCCGAAAUGAACUGUGAGGAUCGAGUAAGACGAGAGAAUGCGUUAAAACGAAUUUGUUUGGUGGUAAGCAAACUUCCACGGGGCUAUCCAUGGGAGUUAUCACAAGUGGAAUUACUUAUGAAUUUCUUCUUGAAGAACUAUGAUAAUUUUGAUACUCCAAACUACUUUAUAUUGACUGCUCUGAAAAGACUGUUAAUGAAUGAUUUGCAUGUGGGGAGUAAUUAUAUUCAGCUUUUUGUCGAUAUUCUGUUUCGUCGAGGCCAAGUGCAAAUUUGUGCUCAAAAGGAGCGCUUCCUGUUUUAUCAGAUUUUAGAUAUAUUAUUGAGCAAGUACUCUAAAGAACUUUCAACAAACACGCACUUUGUUUCCUACUUUAUAUCGUCCAUAUCCGGAGAACGAGAUCCUCGAUGUCUCAUUCUUGUUUUCGUCUCUUUUGUACUCUCUGCGAAUAUUUCAGCACUGGUGAGAAAUUUUCCAAGAAAUUUGUUUGAUGUUCAUGCAAGUGAUUUGUUUGACGUUGUUGCUUGUUAUUAUCCUAUUGAAUUUAACCACAACUCAAAGGAAAGAACAGAAAUUACCAAAGAACUAUUGGUUAGUGGUUGUGAAAGUUGUCUGCUUAUCGAUGAAGAGUUUGCACCAUUCGUCUUCGAGUUGAUUGUUGAAAAACUUACAGACGUUGAAUAUUCGAUGGAUACAAAAUUGGAAGUUUGCUCAUUUCUGGCCAAGGCAUGUACAGUCUUUUCGUGCUAUCAAUUGCUUAAUCACAUUGAUCAGUUGUGCGCAGGCAUAAGAUCGGUUUUAUUCAAUUUGCCGAAAAGUACACAUGAUGAUUACAUACCAGAACCAAUCAGUGCUGCUAUUUCUUCAAUGUUGAAAGCUCUCGACGAAAGCAAUAUUAAGGUACCAAUUUUACGACUAUGUUUCUCGGAAGAUUAG